AUGCCACAUCUAUCUGUGCACGUGGUUCCCAGAGAUAUCAAGGACGAUUCAGAAUGGGAACAGUAUUCGCUACAACAGAAACAAAUAAGGCUGCGAAGCCUUCAACAUGAUUCAGCGUCCUUUACAUCUCGCUACGAAUCAGAGGCAAAUGAACCGAUGAGCUUCUGGGUCAACCGCUUGAAAAAUCCGAAAGCUUGGACGGUCAUCAUGGUUCAAAGCGGACAGGAGUUGCCACCAGACGAAGGAGUGCUUUUGCGCGAAGAUGUUGAAUGGGUAGGUUUCUGCGUCAUGAUAGAUGGCCGAGACGCCUCAGAGGUACCAGAAAAUAGCCACAUCUACCGUGGGAAUUGGUACAUGGCUGCUGUUUGGCUGAGCCCAAAGCUACGGGGACAAGGAGCAGGGCAAAGGCUUGUACGGUUUGGUGUCGAUUUGGUGAAGAACCUGAAUGCCAACGAUGGUUCUCCACCAGGGCACUGUACUACCGAUGUAGUGCACGGCAACAACAACGCCCUUGAGUUGUACAAGAAUAUCGGCUUUCAGGUGGUCAACGCCGAUGCGACCAUGGAGAAAGAAGGUCGGGUGUAUAGGAGCACUGAGCUCAAGUUGCCUCUCUAA
Cyphellophora europaea CBS 101466 is the source of this 615-nucleotide messenger RNA. RefSeq lists its product as uncharacterized. Bases 1 to 615 code for a protein of 204 amino acids. Lineage: Eukaryota; Fungi; Ascomycota; Eurotiomycetes; Chaetothyriales; Cyphellophoraceae. The record is from RefSeq and is a predicted model, not a curated record. The transcript is spliced from 2 exons. Gene Ontology annotation, molecular function: acyltransferase activity, transferring groups other than amino-acyl groups.